UGCGGCAGCCGCUGUUGGUAUUGGCGUGCUCUCUCUUCGCCGUGCCCGGCCUAAGGCGGCGCCUGCCGGGCGGGGGCUGGGGCCUGGGGCUGAAUCGGACGCGUGGUCUCUGGGCUGGGAUGACCUGCGGCCUUGCAGGCUCAGGGCAGCGCCGGCCGAGCCAUGGCCAGCACAAUGGUAGCACUUGGACUGACAAUUGCUGCUGCAGGAUUUGCAGGCCGAUAUGUUUUGCAAACAAUGAAGCAUAUGGAGCCUCAAGUAAAGCAAGCUAUUCGAAGUCUGCCAAAAUGUGCCUUCACUGGUGGCUAUUACAGAGGCGGGUUUGAACCCAAAAUGACAAAACGAGAAGCCGCGCUAAUAUUAGGAGUAAGCCCUACAGCCAAUAAAGGGAAAAUUAGGGAUGCUCACCGACGAAUCAUGCUUUUAAACCACCCAGACAAGGGAGGAUCUCCCUAUGUAGCAGCUAAAAUCAAUGAAGCUAAAGAUUUAUUAGAAAGUCAAGCUAAGAAGUAAAAUUAAUACAGAUAUAAUUUUAAAUUUAUAUAUACAUCAAUUUAUAUAUAGGAAUCCUGAUGUUUUCUAAUAAUUUCAUAAAAGCUGUAAUAUUUCUUUA
Antechinus flavipes (yellow-footed antechinus) is the source of this 613-nucleotide messenger RNA. RefSeq names its product DnaJ heat shock protein family (Hsp40) member C19 (gene DNAJC19). The coding region runs from base 163 to 513 and encodes 116 amino acids. Gene Ontology annotation, cellular component: PAM complex, Tim23 associated import motor. The record is from RefSeq and is a predicted model, not a curated record. The transcript has 6 exons. Gene Ontology annotation, molecular function: ATPase activator activity. Gene Ontology annotation, biological process: protein import into mitochondrial matrix. NCBI's taxonomy places the organism in Eukaryota, Metazoa, Chordata, Mammalia, Dasyuromorphia, Dasyuridae.